AUGGAUGCCGAAGGUAAAAAAGUGCUUGUAUGCGAUAAUGGCACUGGUUUUCUAAAAUGUGGUUAUUGUACAUCAAAUUUUCCUGAUUUUGUAUUUCCAUGUAUGGUUGGACGACCAUUGAUUCGUUCUCGUGCAAAAGUAAAUAAUAUUGAAGUUCAAGAUAUAAUGGUUUGUGAUGAAGCACAAAAAGUUCGACAAAUGCUUGAAAUAAAUUAUCCCGUUGAAAAUGGUAUUGUAACUAAUUGGGAAGAUAUGAAACAUAUAUAUAGAUAUUUAUUUGGUCCAAAAAAAAUGAAUAUUAAUCCUAAAGAAGCAAAAAUUCUCUGUACUGAAGCACCACUUAAUCCAAUCAAAAAUCGUGCUGAAAUGUUACAUGUUAUGCUUGAUGAAUUUCAAUUUCAUGAAUGUUCAUUAGCUUAUCAAGCAAUUUUAACUUUAUAUGCUCAAGGAAUUUUAACUGGUGUUGUUGUUGAUAUUGGUGAUGGUGUUACACAUGUUUGUCCUGUUAUUGAUGGAUUUUGUUUACAAAAUUCUAUUGCAAGACUUAAUAUAGCUGGAAGAGAUAUAACAAGAUAUUUAAUUCGUUUAUUACUUCUUCGUGGGGUAAAAACAACAAAAAAAAAGAAAUAGUUGAUUUUUUUU
Rotaria sordida is the source of this 642-nucleotide messenger RNA. The record is from the annotation of a GenBank genome assembly. Lineage: Eukaryota; Metazoa; Rotifera; Eurotatoria; Philodinida; Philodinidae.